UUCAAAGCAAGGAUUGGCAGGCGGACCCCAGGCACAGACAGCAGGUGUUCAAUCCAAGAUGACACUUCAAUCAGUCCUACUCAUUCUAACGACAUUUGCCCUUAUACAAUUAACCAAGGCAUUAUUCUACACCAGCAGCAAACAAAAUGAUUUCCCUAGAAUCGGUAAACGUCGAAAUAUGUAUCCGUCUGAAGCUUGGCCACAUGUUUCGAUGGUCUCUGAUCCCCGGCGGGAUAUGCCUUAUGUUCCGCUGGAGGAGGAAGAGGAAGAACAGUUGGAUCCUUUAUAUAACAAGGAGGAAAGGGAAAUGCCAUUCACCUCUAGACAUGAACACCAAAAGCCAACGACCACUUUCUCAAACUCUAUGUAUUAUCGGAUUCUCGCCAGAAACGGUUAUCGUCUCUUUUCCAAGGACAAGCUUCGGGCCUCUCGGGACGUUGACAUACAAGGAACAGGAAGAUAUUACUAACAGGAAGGAUCUUAUUUCCACGACAUAAAUGAUGCAUUACACAUUUUAUUGAUUGUAUUGAUAAUAAAGUGUCCUCGUUCAUCUGUUGAAUGUUGGCUGAUUGUGUUUUUA
Messenger RNA from Pecten maximus, 580 nucleotides. RefSeq lists its product as uncharacterized. The coding region runs from base 59 to 469 and encodes 136 amino acids. The record is from RefSeq and is a predicted model, not a curated record. The transcript has 3 exons. Lineage: Eukaryota; Metazoa; Mollusca; Bivalvia; Pectinida; Pectinidae.